This is a messenger RNA of Trifolium pratense (red clover), 2870 nucleotides long. RefSeq names its product pentatricopeptide repeat-containing protein At2g16880-like. Gene Ontology annotation, molecular function: protein binding. The transcript has 2 exons. The coding region runs from base 430 to 2718 and encodes 762 amino acids. NCBI's taxonomy places the organism in Eukaryota, Viridiplantae, Streptophyta, Magnoliopsida, Fabales, Fabaceae. The record is from RefSeq and is a predicted model, not a curated record.
UUUGGCUGUAAUGGUUUUUUUUUGUGACAUUUAAUGUUGUAUUGACUUUUUUUGAGGCAUUGCAUGUUUUUGUUUCUGGGUUUUUUUGGGUGAGGUUUUUUAUGAAAUAUGGUUGUGGUUUCUUGUUCGAUCUGUGGGCGGGGAACCUUGUUGAAUAGCGUUGGUGAAUUUAGCUCUACGAACCCUAAUUUUGGUGUGAAAAGGGAUCUGGUUGAUUUUUUUGGUGGCGGUGGUGUAGUUUCAUUCUCUCUCUCUAACUUCUUUUGUUCCUUAUCAUCUCACUUUCUCGCUCUUUCUUCCCCCAUACAGAUUUUCCACCAGCCAACAGAAUACGCGAGAAAUUUUUCACAGUUUUGAGGCGCAAACACACUCUUCGUAGCUUCUUCUUAUUCAAUUCAAUACUUCAUCGGCGAAUAAGAGUGGAAGAAGAUGAUGAACCCAAACAUCGGCACCGAUGGUAAAGAACAGAAACUAAUCCAAACCAUAACAACAAUGCUAUUAACCAAUCACAAUAAUCCACAACAACCUAAUCUUCAACCUUUCAUCCCUCACUUCACUCUCCCAAUCAUAAUCUCAAUCCUUUCAUUCAAACCACUUCAUUCUCAUCCCAAAACCCUAAUUUCAUUCUUCAAAUGGUUCCAAUCAAACGCACCUUCAUCUCUCUCUCAUUCCCCUAAACCACUUCUCACUCUCCUCCCUCCACUCCUCUCUCGCCGUCAAUUUGCAGCCGCUAAAUCCCUCCUUCUUGAUUUCAUCACUUCCGAUCACCCUCGUCAUACUCUCCAUCACCAUCUCAUUCGUGCCGAUCAUUCUGUCCCGAAACCACUUCUUGAUACUUCAGUAUCUGCUUAUGUUCACUCUCAACAGCCUGAACUUGCUUAUCAGAUUUUCAACAAAAUGAAACGCCUUCAUUUUCGACCGAAUUUGCUUACUUGUAAUACUCUGCUCAAUGCUCUUGUUAGGUCUAAUUCUUCUCAUUCUGUUAAUUUAUCAAGACAGGUUUUUAAGGAUGCAGUUAAGCUUGGUGUUCAACCUAAUAUUAAUACUUUUAAUAUUUUGAUUUAUGGUUAUUGUUCUGAUAAUAAAUUUGAUGAAGCGUUUCGGUUGAUUGAUCAAAUGGGGGAAUAUGGUUGUUGUCCUGAUAAUGUUACUUAUAAUACUGUUUUGAAUGUUUUGUGUAAGAGAAGUCAGUUGAGUAAAGUUAGGGAUUUGUUGCAUCAAAUGAAGAGUAGUGGUCUUGUUCCUAAUAGGAAUACUUUUAAUAUUUUGGUUCAUGGGUAUUGUAAGAUGAAAUUGUUGAAAGAAGCUGCUGAGGUUAUUGAAUUGAUGACUGCGAGUGAUAUGUUACCUGAUGUUUGGACUUAUAAUACUAUGGUUAGAGGUUUGUGUGAUGAGGGUAAGAUUGAUGAGGCUGUUAAGCUUAGAAUUGAGAUGGAGAAUUUGGGAUUGGUUCCUGAUGUUGUUACUUAUAAUACUUUGAUUGAUGGGUGUUUUGAGCAUCGGGGUUGUGAUGCGGCAUUUAAGUUGGUAGAUGAAAUGAAGUUGAGGGGAGUCAAGGAGAAUGCUGUGACUCAUAAUAUAAUGAUUAAGUGGUAUUGUAAGGAAGGUAAGAUUAAUGAGGCGAGCAUUGCAAUGGUGAAGAUGGCGGAAAGUGGGUUUCCUCCGGAUUGUUUUACUUAUAACACGAUGAUUAAUGGUUAUUGUAAAGCUGGAAAAAUGGGAGAUGCUUUUAAGAUGAUGGAUGAGAUGGGAAGGAAGGGUUUGAAAACAGAUACUUUUACUCUUAACACCAUAUUGCACACUUUGUGCUUGGAGAAGAAGCUAGAUGAUGCAUACGAUCUGAUCCUAAAUGCAAGGAGGCGAGGUUAUAUUCUUGAUGAGGUAACUUACGGAACUCUAAUCAUGGGGUAUUUCAAGGAUGAACAAGCAGAUAGGGCAAUGAAGCUUUGGGGUGAGAUGAAGGAAAAAGGGAUUCUUCCCACUAUUGUCACUUAUAACACUGUAAUCAGAGGGCUGUGUCUGUCUGGGAAAACUGAUCAAGCUGUAGAUAAAUUGAACGAGCUUUUAGAGAAGGGUUUGGUCCCCGAUGAAGCUACUAGUAACAUAAUUAUUCAUGGUUACUGCUGGGAGGGAGUGGUAGAGAAAGCAUUUCAGUUCCAUAACAAAAUGGUAGAACACUCUUUGAAACCAGAUAUUUUCACAUGUAAUAUUCUUCUCCGAGGACUUUGCAGAGAGGGUAUGUUGGAGAAAGGUCUUACCCUAUUUAACGCAUGGGUCUCUAAAGGGAAGCCCCUUGACACUGUUACCUAUAACAUUAUAAUAUCCUCGUAUUGCAAAGAAGGCAGACUUGAUGAUGCUUUUGACCUUGCGACUGAAAUGGAGGGGAAAAAUUUAGAGCCUGACCGGUAUACCUACAAUGCUAUUGUGAGUGGGCUUAUUAAUGCUGGUAGAACCGAGGAAGCAGAGAAAUGGGUGUCGGAACUUGCAGAGAAAGGGAAAGAUGUGAAAACUCCAGACAUUUCUCCAGAGGUUGGUACAAGUGAUAUGAUGUACUCAGAGCAAAUAAGUAGUUUGUGUACUCAGAGGAAGUACAAAGAAGCAAUGAAACUGUUUCAACAGGCAGAGCAGAAAGGAGUCAGUUUAAGUAAAUAUACAUAUAUAAAGCUAAUGGAUGGACUUUUAAAGAGGCGAAAAAGCAUAUCAAAGGCUGCCAGAUAAGAUUGACUUAAUAAUUUUCUCGGUAUUUAUCUUUAGGUAAUUUGAGGGAUGCAAACAUACUAGUGGACGAGAUAAAGGCGCAAACUCAAACUGGUGAUGUUGACUUUCCAAAGACAGACUUGAUGCAGUUCAUCAAUUAUCUUUUGCAAACG